Molecule: messenger RNA, 453 nt
Organism: Darwinula stevensoni
Lineage: Eukaryota; Metazoa; Arthropoda; Ostracoda; Podocopida; Darwinulidae
Source: the annotation of a GenBank genome assembly
AUGACGUUACGUGAUGGAUUUUCGAUUGACUUGAUUCAAUUCCGGGCAGAUAAUAAUCCCAUCACGGAAGUCGAGCACGGAUUCUUCGAGAACUUUAAGAACUUAUGGCAUUUUUCUUGUAACAACUGCAACCUGGGCCCGACUCUGUUCAAUGGGACGUUGGAGUUCCACAGUGAAGCCUUGCGAUAUGUGUCUCUUGGAGGUAACAACAUUUCAAGCUUGGAAUCCCAUGCCAUCACAGGUUUCACGGCAGAGACCAGAAUCGAGUUAUGGGGCAACGAAAUCAGAAACUUCACUAAGGAGUUCUUCGUACUCAUGUUAGAGAACCUCUCAGCGGGGGAAGGGUACAUCGACCUGUACGAAAAUCUCAGCAGUUCAAGCUCCACGUAUUAUGCAACUCCUCUUCGAGCUCAACAAAUCAGGCGUACGCGCAUGGAGACCUUUCAGCGUUGA